UCAGUAAACGGGUUUCGAAGGCAAGAUAGCGCAUUGCUCUGUGUGUCAAAUCGUAUUUCUACAGGCUGAAGCACGACGGGGUGGUGGUGGGUGAUAGAGGGGGCCAUAGGGGUGAACAGAGUACAAUGAACGACGCCAAGAAAGACGGGAAUGUGGGCGCAGACGGAAUACGAGGACCGGGUGAGCUGCAAAUGGCCCCCUCUUUGAACCACAAUCAGCAUGACAACGGCACCGGCGACGAGCUGGUGAGCUCGGUGACGUUGUACAAGCGAAGGCCCCGACUGCUACAUGGCACGGUCCUCCCGUUCCUGACUGUUCUGUACCCGGGGUGGCUUUACGUUUGGUUGGGAGUCUACGGUGCCUCCGAGUAUCCGGAGGCAGGCCUCCUUGCGUUAGCCGCAAUCGGGAUCGCGCACGUCUUAACAGCACUCUCUGGUUAUUGGUCUGUGCAUGCGCAUUGUUGGCUUACAUGUUCAAAGGAGCCAGAUCCAAACAAGGCUACGCUGGCAAAGGUCAUUCCAACCCCCAACAACGGUUCUGCUGAGCUUGUUGUUUUACAGAGAGACCAGGACGAGAAUGGGGAAAGGAUUUUAUCUUUUGAGUUUCAAAAAAUCCGCUACAUCUUUGACUACAAAGAAAAGAAAAGUUUCCUUCCAAUAGCAUUUCCCAUCAGCAACCCAAUGGGUUACUUUCAGUCUUGGCGUGGCUACCAGGAGGAGACCGAACUCAGAGCAGCAGAAAAGCGAUAUGGCACCAAUCGUGCCGAGAUGGUGGUGCCAGAUUUUCUAGAGCUUUUCAAAGAGAGGGCCACAGCUCCUUUUUUUGUCUUCCAGGUUUUCUGUGUUGGACUGUGGUGUCUGGAUGAGUACUGGUACUACAGUGUUUUCACACUAUUCAUGCUGGUGGCAUUUGAGGCCUCCCUGGUCCAGCAGCAGAUGAGGAAUAUGUCAGAGAUCCGCCGCAUGGGAAACAAACCAUACAUGAUCCAAGUAUAUCGUAACAGAAAAUGGAGACCUAUUUCAAGUGAUGAACUUGUCCCUGGAGAUCUUGUCUCAAUUGGGCGUUCACCGCAAGAAAAUUUGGUACCAUGUGAUGUGCUACUAAUCAGGGGUCGAUGCAUUGUGGAUGAAGCAAUGCUGACUGGAGAGUCCGUGCCACAGAUGAAGGAACCAGUGGAAGACUUAGACCCAGAGCGGAUUCUGGACCUUCAGACAGACUCUCGCCUCCAUGUCAUCUCUGGUGGGACAAAAGUAGUCCAGCAUAGCCCCCCUUUAAAGGCCAGUGCUGGACUUAAGCCUGUAGACAACGGCUGUGUGGCCUACGUACUGAGAACAGGAUUUUAUACCUCUCAGGGUAAACUGUUGAGGACCAUUCUCUUUGGUGUGAAGAGAGUGACAGCAAACAACCUAGAGACCUUCAUCUUCAUCCUCUUCCUGCUUGUGUUUGCCAUUGCUGCUGCUGUAUAUGUGUGGGUAGAAGGGACCAAGGAUGUCAGCCGGAACCGCUACAAGCUGUUCCUGGAGUGCACACUUAUCCUCACUUCAGUGGUUCCACCAGAACUCCCCAUAGAGCUUUCCCUAGCAGUUAACACAUCUCUCAUUGCCCUGGCUAAACUUUAUGUGUUUUGUACAGAGCCGUUCAGGAUACCAUUUGCAGGAAAAGUAGAAAUUUGCUGUUUUGACAAAACUGGAACACUGACCAGUGACAGUCUGGUUGUACGAGGAGUAGCAGGCCUCAGACAGGGAAAGGAGGUCACACCAGUCUCCGAGAUACCCGUUGAGACACAUCGGGUAGUGGCCACCUGCCACUCACUGGUUACACUGGAUGAUGGGCAGCUGGUAGGAGAUCCUCUUGAGAAAGCCAUGCUGACUGCUGCCGACUGGACUCUUACUAAAGAUGAAAAAGUGUUCCCACGGGGCAUCAAAACCCAGGGACUCAAAAUCCACCAGCGUUUUCAUUUUGCCAGUGCUCUGAAGAGGAUGUCAGUGUUGGCAUCCUAUGAAAAAUUGGGCUCAACUGAACUCUGCUACAUCUCAACAGUCAAGGGUGCUCCAGAGACUCUCAGAGGAAUGUUUGCAGAAUGCCCGUCAAGUUAUGAUGAAGUCCAUAGAGAGAUGUCACGGGAAGGAGCUCGAGUUCUGGCUUUGGGCUAUAAAGAGAUUGGACAUCUCAGUCAUCAACAGGUCCGGGAGAUAAGUCGCGAAGCUCUGGAAUGUGAUCUUCAUUUUGCUGGGUUCAUGGUUGUAUCUUGUCCACUAAAAAGUGACAGCAAGGCUGUAAUCAAAGAGAUUCAAGAAGCAUCUCAUCAUGUGGUUAUGAUAACAGGAGACAACCCUCUAACUGCUUGCCAUGUUGCAAGAGAGCUCCAUUUUAUCCAGAAAGAGCACACACUUAUAUUGCAGCCAAGUUCCAAUCAUGGUGAAUGGCAGUGGGAGUCCAUUGAUGGCAGUGUGUCUGUAUCACUUCCCCCUCCUUCCGUUUCUUCUUUUGUGUGUCAGUACGACUUGUGUGUAACAGGGGAAGGGCUCACCAGAUUGAGCUGUGACCCCCGGCUUCUACAUACCCUGUUGCCACAUAUACAAGUGUUUGCUCGUGUCAGUCCAAAACAAAAGGAGUUUGUGAUCACCAGUCUAAAGGGACUGGGUUAUGUGACAUUGAUGUGUGGUGAUGGCACAAAUGAUGUGGGAGCUCUUAAACAUGCUCACAUAGGUGUUGCUCUGUUAGCCAAUGCCCCUGAACACAUGCCAGAAAAAAAGAAGCGUUCAAGAGAAAAGGAGUCAUCCACAUCAGAAUCCAGACCUUUACCAGCUGUCAGUUCAGGGGCCAAACUGAGCUCCAGGGCAGCCAGACAACGAGUUAUGGCACAAAGAGAAGAGCAGCUUGCUGCACAAAAGGAGAGGAUCAAUCAAGUCUUACGAGAACUUGAAGAGGAUCAGAUACAAGUAGUAAAACUAGGUGAUGCUUCCAUCGCUGCUCCCUUCACCUCAAAGCUCUCCUCUAUACAGUGCAUCUGCCAUGUAAUAAAGCAAGGCCGUUGCACGCUGGUGACAACACUCCAGAUGUUUAAAAUCCUUGCACUUAAUGCCCUAGUGCUGGCCUAUAGUCAGUCUGUUCUCUACCUCGAGGGAGUCAAGUUCAGUGAUUUUCAGGCAACUCUGCAAGGCCUGCUCUUGGCUGGAUGCUUCCUCUUCAUCUCUAGAUCAAAGCCACUUAAAACAUUGUCACGAGAGCGGCCCUUACCCAACAUCUUUAAUCUGUAUACAGUGUUGACUGUGCUCCUACAGUUCGCUGUUCACUUCUGUAGUCUUGUGUACCUUUACAAAGAAGCACAAAGCAGAAGUCCACCCAGAGUGGAGCAGUUUGUAGAUCUUUAUAAAGAAUUUGAACCCAGUCUAAUUAACAGCACCGUGUACAUAAUGUCAAUGGCCAUGCAGAUGGCCACUUUUGCCAUCAACUACAAGGGUCACCCCUUCAUGGAAUCUCUUAGUGAGAAUCGACCACUUCUGUGGAGUAUUGCCCUGUCAGGUUUAGCAAUUGUGGGGCUUCUUACUGGUUCCUCACCGGAAUUCAACGAACAGUUUGCUCUCGUAGAUAUUCCAACGGAGUUCAAAUUAAUCAUUGCCCAGGUUCUGGUGGUGGACUUCAUCGUGGCUCUGCUGGUGGAUCGUGUCCUUCAGUUUCUGCUUGGCAAAGGAACUCUCAGGCUGCCUUCUUGAACUCAGUGCCAACAGCAAAUGCUGCCCUUAUCAACCAAAUUGUAAAGGGAGAGAAGACUUUGAAGGGGGGAGAGAAUUAUAGCUGUUGAGACAUACACAAGACAGCAGUCAUGGCAUGUAGUACUGUUCAUUUUGUUUAUCUCGUCCUUUGUACUGAUCUGUUCCUCUUUAAACCUUUUCGUCUGUAUUUAAUUGACUCUUUUUUUUUUCUUUUUUUUUUUUUUUAACAUUUCACCUUCUACAUGUGUCCCUCCCCACUGCUACAAAAUGCCAUGAAGACAGCAGUAUUGAGUGGAGUGAGAUUGUGCCAGCCAGAGUGAAACCUACAGGCACAAAAAGGGGCAUUCUCCAAGAGAAUUGCAAUAGUGUUUUGGAUAUUUUAUUCCCCUUUUCUCUGAUUUUGUAAAAAGUGAAAAAAGAUCUUUAACAAACUUAUAAAGACUUAAAAAUACAAAUGUGACCUCUGCCAAGUGUUUUAUCAAAUACCGAUGGUAAGACAAAGUGUGUCCUACUUACUAUCCUGUUACCAGGAAUUGACACUGAAAGUAAAGUGAUCCAAAAAUGUCAAAUACAGUGCAGCUGUUGAAAGAAAAUCAGUCAUUUUUUAAACCUUAGCCAAAACAAAAGUGCAAUUCAUUAAGCAUCAGCUCUUAAAAAAUGAGGAGAGUUAUAAAGUUUGACACCUGUUAGCUGCUCUAAUAACCAUACAAAACCCGAAAGAUCAGCUACAGAUAUCAUUACUCAG
Molecule: messenger RNA, 4461 nt
Organism: Melanotaenia boesemani (Boeseman's rainbowfish)
Lineage: Eukaryota; Metazoa; Chordata; Actinopteri; Atheriniformes; Melanotaeniidae
Gene: atp13a1
Product: ATPase 13A1
Exons: 25
Coding region: 126-3716 (1196 amino acids)
Biological process (GO): extraction of mislocalized protein from ER membrane; intracellular calcium ion homeostasis
Cellular component (GO): endoplasmic reticulum membrane
Molecular function (GO): ATP binding; membrane protein dislocase activity; P-type ion transporter activity
Source: RefSeq, a predicted model, not a curated record